Lichtheimia ornata is the source of this 477-nucleotide messenger RNA. RefSeq lists its product as uncharacterized. The record is from RefSeq and is a predicted model, not a curated record. The transcript has 4 exons. Bases 1 to 477 code for a protein of 158 amino acids. Lineage: Eukaryota; Fungi; Mucoromycota; Mucoromycetes; Mucorales; Lichtheimiaceae. Gene Ontology annotation, cellular component: endomembrane system; membrane.
AUGACUACCACUAUGCACACUUUACUCUCUCAAUUCAAAGAAAACCCGGUCAAUUGGGCAUUGGCAGCAGUCCUUGCGUAUGUUGUACGUUCAUUUGCGCACAGUAGCAAGCCAGCCGCUAUUCCUGCAAAGCACCCCGAUGUGAUUGUGUUCAAGAACUAUACCCCCAAGGAACUUGAGCCAUUCAAUGGCACCAAUGAUACACGUGUGUUGAUGGGCGUCAAUGGCAGCGUUUAUGAUGUCACUCGUGGACGUAACUUUUAUGGACCAGGUGGCCCUUAUGCCAAUUUUGCAGGACAUGAUGCGUCUCGCGGUUUGGCCAAGAAUUCAUUUGACUUGGAAAUGAUCACCGAUCCUUCUCAACCUAUCGACAAGCUUGAAGAUUUAACGCCUGAAGAAUGGGAUUCGUUGCGAGAAUGGGAACAGCAUUUUGCUUCAAAGUACCUCUUGGUCGGCAAACUUGUAGAAAACGAGUAA